GGCAAUUUACACUCAAUCAGAGCAUUGAAAUGGCCACCAUUGAAGGUCUCUACCUAUCGGAUGAACGAGAGUAAGUGCACCAGUGCUGUGAGGCUGCUGAUUGGCUGCUGAUUGUGCUUUGAUAUUUGAGUAUCCAACAUCACCCGGCGCGCCAUCGUUUUCCACGAUGCUUUCACUCGUGAAAGGCCCGUCACAGGUGGUGGAAUCGCCGGUGGUUCAGGUGUCUGGCACGCAUUCCGUUGUGAGAGUGACAAAGGGCCGUGUUAGUGCGCUGGCAUUUGUGCGUUCGUCAGACCCUAAGCAACUGAAGCUGCAAACUCUUAGAGAUGACGAUGAAUCCACCGUGGAGUCCUUGCAACACUCUACAAAGGAGCAGGAGAUUGUACCCACCAACCCGGAGAUCGUUCUCAUCUUCUUGGAUAGAUGGUUGGACGUGUUGCAGGACUACUUUGCGCUGUCCACUCUGACUAUUGAAGCGAACUACGAUAUCAUGUGUAACUUGAUGCAGGAGCUUGUGCAAGCUGGAGCACCAUAUAUCACUGACAUCAACGCGUUGAAGGAGUACGUUCCUUUCAAAUCGACUUGGUCCUCUAGGAUCUUGAGCACUACGAACCAGCUGGCGAAGAGCUAUUCGGCUCAUCAGCAGGUUGAGACCAUGAGUAAUGGCAUUCAGAGAAACGUCCCGUGGAGACGUCCUAAUGUCAAGUACACCCAAAAUGAACUCUUUGUUGAUAUCACUGAACGUAUCAACGUUGUGCUUUCACCUCGUCAUCAUAGACAAAAGAAAACUUUACUGAAAGGACAAUAUCAGCAGCAGCAGCAGCAGCAGCAGUACACCCAGGAACUCUUCACCAAAAUGGCUGUCCUCGAAGGACAAGUCGACUUCACUUCACACCUCAGUGGUGUGCCUGACGUGGUAAUCAACUUCAACUUGAACGGACAUCGUCUCGAGAAUCCAUCCUUCCACAGAUGUGUUAGACUGGAUCGAUGGUUAAACAACGGAGACACAGUCUCCUUUAUACCCCCAGAUGGUAAGUCCACCUUGAUGCAAUACACAUUGGACCUUGACCAGUAUAGCUCCUCCAAAGCACACAGAAACUAUGGUGUCGUGAUCCCUGAGUUUAGACAAGGAUUGGGAGUGAAGAAGAAUGAGUUUGAAAUCGGUGUCAAGCUUAACAUGUUGAGGAACGUGUCUAAAGUAGAUAACUUGAAGAUCACCAUCUCAACAGAAACCGGUGCUACUGUGAAGAUCCUCAGGUUGAGCCAUGGUGAUCUGCAAACAAAGUCCCAGGGCACGUUCGAAUGGGUUUUCGAUACAGAGAUGUCUCUUGGAACCAAUGCCUUACUUCGAGGCGUUGUAGAGCUGCCAGACUCCAACCCGAAAUCUAAAGAACAGGAGGACGAUGACUCUGUUCUACCUAUACCUCAUUGGCCAAAGACGAUUGCGUUGGAUUAUACGAUUAAAGGUGCUCUUCCUAGUGGAAUCCGCGUCUCUUCUGUGAAGGUCAGUGGUCUUAAUGUCAACCCAUACAAGGGUGUAAAGUACGUCACCAGCGUUGGCGACUUCGUCAUUAGAUAAUCAUUUGAAUGUUGUGUUUUUUCUCUCUUAAAGCUGGAUGAUUCCAUGAGCUUGUAACUUAGUUCAUAGCAUUCGAAGAAGGCAUCAAGGCAUAAAUUGUAUUCGUCAUAAAUUAAACAAAAGAGAACAAGAGCAACAGAUUGUCUACUUGGAUUUCAAUACUUACCUUCAGCUGAGC
Messenger RNA from Williopsis jadinii, 1757 nucleotides. RefSeq names its product Apm3p (gene APM3). Gene Ontology annotation, biological process: intracellular protein transport; endocytosis. The transcript is spliced from 2 exons. The coding region runs from base 167 to 1579 and encodes 470 amino acids. Gene Ontology annotation, cellular component: clathrin adaptor complex; cytoplasmic vesicle. The record is from RefSeq and is a predicted model, not a curated record. Lineage: Eukaryota; Fungi; Ascomycota; Saccharomycetes; Phaffomycetales; Wickerhamomycetaceae.